AUGAAGACAACAAGAAGCAUUGCCCUUCUUGGGCUUGCGCUUCUCAACUGCCUUUGUGAUAUUGUUAUUGCUCAACAACCGGCCUCCUGCGGCAUGUACCAGCCUUACGGAGAAAUGCCGCUUGAGUGUCCCCCCGACUACGACCCCGUCUGCGGGACUGACGGCACGACCUACCCCAACGAGUGCACCCUCUGCGGAGCGAUGCUCAAUAACCAAGCCCUCGACAAGAGGUACAACGGAAGAUGUAUUACGGACGACUGUGCUGACUACUAUAGGCCAGGCCUUGGUCUCCUGCCACCCUGCUCCGCGGAGUACCAGCCUGUCUGUGGCACCGACGGGAUCACCUACAGGAACAAGUGCAACUUCUGCAGCGCUGUGGCGAACGGGCUGGACAUAAGCCUGCGCAAUGAUGGAGAAUGCUCACAGCAACUCGACUGCAGCCAACAGGGUGGCGAUCCCACGUGUGACGGUGACUUCAACCCCAUUUGUGGCUCCGACGGCAGGACUUACAGAAACAAGUGCCGGUUCUGCAGGGCGGUUUUGCGGAGCGGAGGAUCUCUGUUCCUCAGAUACGGUGGUGAAUGCUGA
This is a messenger RNA of Pterocles gutturalis (yellow-throated sandgrouse), 588 nucleotides long. RefSeq names its product double-headed protease inhibitor, submandibular gland-like. Bases 1 to 588 code for a protein of 195 amino acids. Lineage: Eukaryota; Metazoa; Chordata; Aves; Pterocliformes; Pteroclidae. The record is from RefSeq and is a predicted model, not a curated record. Gene Ontology annotation, molecular function: serine-type endopeptidase inhibitor activity; protein binding. The transcript has 8 exons.